UUCCGGGUGGAGGAUGGCAGAUGCAGCAAAAUAUCAGAAAUUAGCCAGCGAAUACGCUAAGUUGAAGGCACAGUUUCCUGUUUUAAAGAAGGCAUAUAUAGACGAACAAACAGCAUGUAGUGAAGUAAAGGAUCAACUUAAGGAAAAAGAGCAAGCUGUCAGGAAAUUCGAACAGGAGAUUGACAGUUUAACCUUUAGAAAUCAGCAGUUAUCAAAACGUGUAUUACUACUACAAGAUGAAUUGGAUGAUGCACAGUCACAUAAGAAAAAGGGAAAGAACAAACAUUCAGAUACAAGCUACAACCCAUCCCCAAUAUCAGCAGGAGUAUUCAAUGAAGAACUUCAAAGGAAAAUUGAAGAAAAUGCUAUGCUUAGUAAACAGGUAGAUGAUAGUACUCGCAUGUAUCAAGGAAGGAUAGAAGAACUUGAGGCAAAAGUUAAAGAAUAUGAAACAAAAUUUAAUCAACAUCAAGAAGUCAAUGAUGUAAAUGUACAGAAGAAUAAAGUAUUGAUAGACAGACUGCAGGAGGAAAAAGCCAUGAUUGAGGUUAAACUACAGACAAUAGAAACAGAUUUGAAAAAGUACAGAUCACGAUCAGAAAAAGCAGAAGAAAGUUUGUCAGACGUUCAGUGUCAGCUACAGAAACAGCUAGAUAAUGCCAACAAAAUCAUAUCAGAUAAACUUCCUUUUAUAGAUACAAAAAACAGAGAACUAAAUGGUUUGAAUUUACCCACCCAUGAUAGAAAGCACCAGCUACGAGCCAGAGAAUUAGUCAGUCAGACAGCUAACCAUUUGACAGAUAUGGUCCAAGCAUUGUCUAACUUCUUUACAUACUCGGAACAGAGAUCUAAAAUUUACCCAGCAGAAUGUAUUAGUGAACCAAUGAGUCCCGUUAAUAUUCAGUAUUGUAAAUAUCUCCAUGAAAAUGUGCAAUAUUUACGACCAUUAGAACAGUCUUUCAAAGUUUUCCUCAGUACUCUGAAUGAAGACACAUUAACAACAUUGGAGACAGCAACAGACCUGCAGAUAUUCUCCAGAAAAUUUAACACUUGUAUAGAAUAUUUUAAUAAAUUAUUACCGUAUCAGUUAUUAAGUAUUGAAGAAGAAUGUGCUGUGUCAUCUUGUACAUCAACAUUAGAAACCAAAAAUAGGGACCUUCAUAAAUCAUUUAAAGAUCUAAAUCAAGUCUUCAAUAAACUACAGUCUUAUAUCAGUCUUCUAGCCUCACAAAGUUCUAAAACAUGUCAGCAUCCAAAAAUAAAUCAUCCCAGAUUCUUCACAUUACUUUGUCAAGUUUUAAAAGAUUUAGACCAUGCUGUGAGAGAUGUAUCCAAGCAUUAUAAUUCUAAAGUAUCUCUAGAACAUCAACUACCUACUGCCUCACAGAAACUCAAAACUACAGAUGAAUGUGUUGUGUCUUCAUUGAUAUCUCUAGUCACAUGUACAAGUAAACUAUCAUCGUUCCUGUCAGGAAAUAUUGAUUUCUUCAGUCAGACAGGUGGCUACAGGACACGAGGUAGUAGUAUUGGUAAUGACCCUACAAUGGAAGGACCCAGGUCUAAUCCAGCCACUGUACAGUUUAGACAAAAAGCUGCCAACUAUUUAGCCUUAUUAACAAUACCAUGUCCAGAAUCAGUUCCACAUAAAACUGCAGUUCAGAACAGAAAAACCCUUCUCAGUUCAGCAGAAAGUAAAGAGGGACUCUCUAAACAGUUAACAACUUUCCAGCAGAGAGUGGGUCGACUUGAACAAGACAAAGAACACUACAUGUUAGAACUACAACUUUUACAAAUAAAAUAUGACAAUGAAAUUCAGAAAGUGAAAAAAAUAGAAAAAGAAUUGCAAGAAACAAAGCGCAGAUCACAAAGAACUGAUUCUAUUGAAGAUAACAUUACAAUAGUAAUGCCAAGUGCCUCAACCAGUGAAACUCAAUCCAAGCCUUCAGUGCUAACCAGCCAAAUUGGUAAACUAGAAGCUAUAUCCUCACCUGGAACAGAUGCAGAGACUAGGGAAAGUCUGAUUAAAAACCAUUUUACCAAUCGUAUAAAUGAAUUGACAUUGCAGCUUCAGGAUGCAGAUAGCAAAUCUGUUAGCUUUCACUCGGAGGUAAGAGCCUUACACAAACAGUUACAGAUAGCAGAUAAAACUAAGUAUAGAGCUGAGGAUGAACUUAAAGAUACAGCACAAAGUCUGGCUCAACUUAAAGAUGAAUAUCAGACAACUACCAAGAGUUAUGAAGGACAAUUAAGUAUGAUGAGUGAACAUUUAGCAGGACUUAAUGAAAAAUUAACACAACAAAAAGAUGAAAUUGAUGAACUAAGAACACAAGUGUCUUCCAAGAGUGGUAAAAAGUCCAGAAGAUAACAGUAACAAAAACCGUUAACUUUUAAUGUUUCUAGCUGAUUUUGUUUUGAAACUGGUGAUAAAAAACAGAAACUCCAUUGUUCUGCCUCAAUUGUUGUGACUAGAGUGAUGAAAUGCUCACUGUUUACUUAAGUACAGCAGUUAUUGAUGUUUACAGUUUUAUAAUGCUGAGCAAUUUAUGGCAUACAAGAAGCAAUAUUUUAUGUAUAAUAAACAAAAACUGUUGAAAAACAAUCAAAUUGUAACCAGUGAACAACUAUACAUUGGCAACUUUGAUGCAGUGACUUUACAACUUUUUCAAAUUGUAAGCUUAGAACUUUUCAUCCAAAUAGAAUACUGUGGAUUCAUGAUUUUUAUGUGGAACCAAUUAUCCUUGAUUGAGGAAAAAUUGUAAAUUUAUAUGCCACACAUCUGAUAUAUUCCUUUCUUGUCAUUUCAUCUUUUCUAUACUUGUUGCACUUGCCAACAACGUAGUCCCAUCUUUUCUUUCUCAUGUCAAAACGAAGUUCUCGAACAAUAUGACCAAAAUUAUCUUAAACAUAAGGGAACACUGUUUAUAUCCAUAUAUUACCAUGCAAUAUACAUUCUAGGUUUACUACAUGUACAUGUAGUUUCCUUGAUACUUGAUAUCGUGGUUUUGAUGAAUUCUCCACACAAGUCUGUAGGAAAUUUCCAUUUGUUAAGCACUUAAAAUUGUAGUUCAAUUAUAUCAGUGAAAUCCACAAAUAACACUGAAUCCACUGUAUAUAAAAAUAAAAUUGAGAAUGGAAAUGGGGAAUAUGAAUACUUAUUUCAUGUUUGCAAGAAUAUCCCCUUUAUAGGGUACUAGUACAUGUACUGUAAAUUCAGAAAUUUUUAGCAUUGGGAUUGUUGGACAAUUAUUGCAAUCUCAGGAAAUGCAGCAUACACAUAAUACUGUCACUACUUAAAAUGCGAAUUUUUAUUUUUUGCGACAGCUGGCUCGUUAUAAUUUUUGCCAAAAAAUUGAAUUUACAGUAUUUUCUCUAUAGAAGUAAUGGAGGAAAUCAACAAGUUCUCCUGACAAGUAUACAUACCUACAUAAACAUAUUUUAAGUUAUGAUGUUUCCAUGUUUACAUUGUAUGAAGGAGUUUACUUCUGAGAGAAUCGUAACAAAAAUUUACUGUAAAUAUCAUAUAACUUAUAUAUACAUAAUCUCCACAAAACUUGAUAUUUAUCCUGCAUAACUGCACAAACAUAUAUGAUAUAAUAAAAGGAUAAUUAGUCUUUAUACAAAUUUUAUGAUUUAAAAUGAAAUUCGUAUAUUAUUUUCCAUAAAAACCCUAGUAUUAUAACAUGAAUUCAGUCAAUUGUAAGAAAAAUCAUAAAUUAAUUUUCACGAUCCACAUUUUUGGUUGCUGUGUAAUCUUUCUCUUAAUUCAUAACAUCACUCAGACUUGCUUGUACAAUGCUCAAUCCCUUCUGCAUUCAUGUUGCCCUCAACAAAGUUUCAAAAUUUUAAUUUUAUUCAUUAUAUGUUGAUCAAAAUGAAAAUAUCUUUUCCAGAACUUGGAUUUGAACACCUUUGUAUUUUGUCUAGAUCACAAGAAUGGUUACCUUACUUGUAUAAUUUUUUGUAAUAUUUUCUGUGUCAGAAAAGAAAAAUAUGUAUUUUUAUCGCUAUUUUACGAAAUUUUCCUUUGAUCUUGCUGACUGAUAAUUUCCUUUCUCAGUGGAGUCGAGUGAUAUGAAAAUUAUCACUAGAAAUUAAGAGGGCACGUGGCGUUGCUAAUGAAAUUGACAUGAAAUUGACAACGUCGUCAUAGGUAAAAAUUGAGAUAAACAGAUUAUCAUUGGUCAUCUCAACUCAAUUUCUUUUCUCACUUUCGCCGUACCGGCUCAAGCGAGAAAAUCAAUCUCGUUGAGAUGAUCAACGAUAAUCUAUAAUUAUCAUUAACAUUUGCUUUUCACCAUCAUUAAUUUAACUAUCCUUUUAAGUUAAAAUAUCAUUCUAUAUAAUAGGUUUUUAGGUAUUAUGUUUUCAAGUUUGUGCUGACCAUUAUGUGAAGCUUUAUUGCUUUGAUUAUAAUCACACCCUAUACCAAAAUUAAGAAGGGGAGAUAAUUCCUAGAUUUAAAAAUAACAUUAUACAAAUUUCCUUCAUUAAAACAGGUGUCCAUGAAAAUAGAUUUAUAAUAACAUAUCAAGUAAAUGGCAUUAAGAAUUUAAGGAUGUAGUCAUGUCAGGUUUAGGAACUUUUGUCAGAUGUUUUGACUCCAUGGAUUUUUUCCUACGAUACAGGGUAACAUAUUUUGCCCCAUAUCGCCCAUUUUUCUUUUCAUAUAAGACUUCAAUAGCUCAUUUAAGGUCAUUUACCAAAAUUUAAGCAGAUUCUAGAUUUCUUUUCUUACGAUUUGCGACCCAAAUAAUGCAAAUGCUAAAUAAAAGGUAAAAGUCUGAGUCAGCUUUUUCCCGCCAUUUUUUUAAAUUAAAUAUCUCGAAAAGGAGUUCCAUAACCUAUCAAUAUUUUUAGCUUAUUUUGUUCUUUAACUAAUGCUCUUCUGAUUUAUAGUAUCAAUUUUAAAUUCCAGAUUUUUAUAAUUUCACUAGACUACAUCCUUAAUAUAUAAAAAAAAAUAUGCAUUUAAACAAUUUAGAGAAAGUGAAUGAAAUGAUGCAAUUGUUGUCAUUCAAUUUAUAAAGUUUUUGUUUUUGUAGUUUGUUUUUUUCCUAUUAGCUAUCAGUCACUCUUUGAAUUAUUGGAACUUUUAACCUGUGAGUUGUCUAGUGAAAAGAAUGCAUGGUUUUGUGUUGCUUGAAAAGCAUUGUACUCAUUUCUGUCUAAACUUUUUGUAUAAGGGUACCUUUAAAAAAUCCAUAGAGCCAGCAUCACUAUAAAUGUUAUACACCUUUUUUGGCAUGAUUUGGUGCUUUUAACACUUCCUGUAUGCUAAUUGAUUGGAUGUUUUAGGUUUAAGGUAAACCGAAUUACUAUUAUUUUUUUCUGCAAUAGUGUGAGAACAGAUUUUGUGAGGGAAUUUGUUGUUUACUUUGCCACAAGGCACUUUAUAAUAAUACCUCAGAAUUAAUAGGAAUGAGAGUUUUUGAAGUAUUUUAAGAAAUGAUUUUGCUAUGUAUCUGUGAAUUAUUUGUAUAUGUUACUAAGUUAUGUGUGGUAGGGAUGAGCUGUUGGAAUAAGUCACUAUUUCAAGCUUCAUGAUAUAUGAUAAGGUCAUGAAAUUAAGAUGAAAUGUAUGACAAGGUUGCUGAUUAAAUCAUUUACAAUUUAUCAAGUCACUGCAAGCACUUGACAAUCUGAAGGUCUCCAUAAAAAAAAUCCAGAUAUAAUUUUUUUCACACUUGCCCUGAAACACUGAAAAAAUACGUACAUAAAGCGCACCUGAGUAUAACACGCAGGGACAAUGACAGAGAAAAAAACCUGUGGCUUAUUUAACAAAUUUAACGGUAUCUGAAAAUAAUAAGUUGUAGAUUUUUUCACAGAUGUAAUUAAUACCACUGUCAUAAAUGCAUUACAAAUUUGUCAAACCUAUUUAUAUCUCCAUGAAAUAUUGUAAUCAUGAUAGCUAUAGAUACAUUUUUUGUAAAAAAAUAUAUGAAAGGGUAUGUAUUUUUGAUAUUUAAAGUAUAUGAAACAGGUGGGGGUACAGAAUGCCUCUGACAGCUGUUCACCCCUACCACAAAAUUUUACAGUAACUUUACAGAUCAUGCAUAUUCAUUCUUUGAAUAAUUUAUUAUAUUGAAGUGAAACAUUGAAAUAUAUUUUAGGGACAUCUAUGCAAGGUAAACCUCAUUGUGUCUUAACAGAAAAAUUGCAUUUCUCAGUACAAUGUACUAUUAUUCAUAUUUCUUAUAUAAAAAAAUCAGAAUAUCACUGAUCUGUCAUUAUUUGAACAUGAAAAGAGUUUUUUAUCAUUUCAAGGCUGGAUUUGUCUACCUCACAAAAAUCUUGUCAAGUAGAUGUACUCAAAAUAUAGGUCAAGAAGGCACAUAAAUUUUUUUUCUACAUUUUGGAGUAAUUGAUUGCCAGCCAAAAAUAUGAAAUAAGUGGCAGUUAAAUAUUUUUAUCAAUUGUUUUUUAAAGAGCUUGUAUAAAGUCUUGCAUAGAAUCAACUGUUAAAGGACUUUCAGAUUUGAUAGCUUUCAUACUCUCUGAGCAUGACACUGAUAAAAACAAGGUUAUUUCUCCCUAUUUGAAUAAUAGUAUGUAUAUAUGGGUCAGGAGGAUUGAAAAUGAAUAUUCUGCAAUAUAAAAUGCAGGAAACAAUUGUGUACAAAAGUGAAAAUAAUUUUUGGCACGGCAAAGCAGCUGAAAAAUAAUAAGCAUGCAAAGCAACAAUAGAAAAUCUGGAAAAAAUCUUCCUGGACACUCCUAGAAUAUCAAAUGUUGUCCUCUUACGACAAAUGUACUAGAAAUAUAUGUAUUUAAAAUUUAGUGUGAGAAAUAUAUGUAAAAGUUAGUGUAAAAAUAGUGCAAUUAAAUUGUAUGUUGUGAUAUGUUAUUGAUUUUAUUUGUUUAUGUCAUAGUUGAAUAAAAUUGAAAAAUUUAUUAAA
Molecule: messenger RNA, 6896 nt
Organism: Mytilus californianus (California mussel)
Lineage: Eukaryota; Metazoa; Mollusca; Bivalvia; Mytilida; Mytilidae
Product: protein phosphatase 1 regulatory subunit 21-like
Exons: 21
Coding region: 14-2365 (783 amino acids)
Cellular component (GO): membrane; early endosome
Source: RefSeq, a predicted model, not a curated record